This is a messenger RNA of Medioppia subpectinata, 1401 nucleotides long. Lineage: Eukaryota; Metazoa; Arthropoda; Arachnida; Sarcoptiformes; Oppiidae. The record is from the annotation of a GenBank genome assembly.
AUGAGAUCAAAGAGACUGACAUAUGGUUGCGAUGUGUGGCAAACAGUGUCCAUGUCUUCGGACAAGUCUUCGGACACCACUCAUGACUUGGAGUUUGAGAAAGUGAUGAAAGACACGAAAUACGAAGAGUUGGUUCCAAACAAUUGGCAGACAUUGGGUGCGAAACAAGAGGUGCUGUUAGUUAUGCCGCGACAGAAGUGGGGAACCAAACACAUGGAUGUCUUGUACGCCAAUCAGCUGAUGAGCGAAUCCAUCGCUUUGGUCAACACAUUGCCCACAAUGAAAGUGAUUGACUCUAUUAUGAUCUCAACGCUAGACAUUAACAAACGAAAAGUCUUCGGUUCCGGAAAUUUUGAACUCUUGAAGAAUAAAGUGGAGUCCAAUCCGAGGAUCAAUGGAGUGGUGUUUUCCAUAGAUAUGUUGAAUUCGGUUCAGAUGUCAGAAAUGGAGUCACAAUUAGGUGUAGACAUUUAUGACAGAUAUUCAAUUGUGUUGAAUGUCUUCAGAUAUCAGGCGAACACCAAAGAAGCCAAACUACAGAUAGCUUUGGCUGAGAUUCCGUACAUUAGAAACAAUUUACGUGUUUUAGAGACAUCUCGUCAUACGAGACAACAGGGAUGGAUGAAAACGACCGGCGGUUCCGGCGACACACUCUUUGAGACGCGGAGACAACUCCUGAAAGACAGAGAAUUGAAAUUAACCAAACUUUUGGAUAAAAUUCAGUCAAAUCGAGACAUCCUUAGAGUGAAUCGCGAGAAGAAACAGAUGCCAGUGAUUGCUGUCAUCGGUUACACCAACUCAGGCAAGACAUCACUCAUCAAAGCGCUCACAUUUGACAACAGAUUAGUGCCGAGGAAUCAAUUGUUCGCCACAUUGGAUGUGACGGUUCACGCGGGAAGACUGCCCUCCAGUCUCCGCGUGCUGUACACCGACACCAUUGGCUUCAUCUCUGAGAUCCCGACCUCUUUGAUCCGUUCAUUUCGAACCACAUUAAGCGAAAUCAGUUGCGCCGAUGUUAUCGUUCACGUACUCGAUGUCAGUCAUCCUAACCAUCAAUUGCACGAACAGACCGUGGGAAAAACAUUAGACGAAAUCAAAGUUCCAGAAAAGUUAAGGAACACAAUCAUUGAAGUGUCCAAUAAAGUAGAUUUGGUUGAAGACAAACACAGUCUUCAACACAGCGAUCGAUUCCUAGUGUCGGCCACUGAGAGGAUAGGUUUGGAUGAGUUGACGGCUGCCAUCGAGAAGCAGAUCAUCAUUAAUACUGAAAGAUUAUAUAAGAGACUAAGAGUGGCCAACGGUGGCCAAGAAUACCAAUGGCUUUAUAGGGAAUCAGCGAUUCGAGAAACGUUCCAGAAGUUUAUACAUUCAUUUCCGGAUACAUUUCGCGAAAUUAAUUAA